AUGGCCAAACUACGCGAAGCGAGGCUAACCGGAGCCAGUGUGGCUAAUUUUGCCGACGAAGCUGACAUGGAUGACUCGCGUAUCUAUGACGAAGUCGAUGAAGAAAGUUACCGUAAGCAUAAACGAAAUCAAUUGAUGAACGAUGACUUCAUUGUUGAUGACGAUGGUGAAGGAUACGUUGACAAUGGUGUGGACGAAUGGGAUGACAGCACACGUCCCCAAUAUUAUAGUGACGAAGAAAACGGUGUUGAUAAUGAUACAUCGAAAAGAAGUAAAGCCAGAAAGCAUAAGCCUACUAAAGUAAAAGAAACAGCUCAAAUUUCUAAUUUCUUCAGUUCCAUGCCAUCCAAAACUUCUCGAGUUGAGAAGUCAAAACCUAAAAUGGAUGUUGCUAUAGAUGAUAUCCUUGAUGAUUUCCUGGUAGUAAAGACGAAGAAAUCUGUUGCACAAGCAACUCUUUUCCUGCUGGCACCACAAGGAACUAAAAAACAUAAACUAGCUACUACAUUCUCCUCUUCUUCGAAGAAGCCUAGAAAGAAGUAUUUUUCAGAUGAUUUUGAUAUGGAGGAAGGAAACGGUUCCUCUUCUAUUGCUGAGAUGAUCGACACCCAACCAAGUUCACCUGUUAAAGUUGAGUCUUCUCCCUUAAAGGCAGGUAAAGAAAAUAUAAGCCCAGAUCAUGAAAAAUCCACCAUCCCAUUGGAUGACAAUAAUAACUUUGAUGACGAAGAUGAUGUCAGUUCCAGUGAAGAUGAAAUUGUGGUCACAAGGAAACCAAGGGCUUCAGGGGCUGUUAGAAAAACACUGGGUGUUGUCUCUUCUGUUAAGCUUACACCAUCAGCUGCCUCAAUUAUGUCUUCCCCGUCACAAUUCUCAGUAGUUAACAAUACGGAAAAGGUGGAAGAAAAGCUUAUUCAUGAUGAAGAAUCCGAUUCAUUUAAGAUGUUCUGGUUAGAUUAUGCAGAGGUUGAUCAUACCUUACUUUUGUUCGGUAAAGUAUUAACUAAAGGCGGGAAACUUAUUUCUGGUAUGGUUCAAGUCAAUGGUAUGAAUAAAGAGAUUUAUUUACUUCCAAGAGAAACUCGCCUAGUCGAUGGAGAAGCAACAGAUGAGCCAGUUACUCCAUUAGAUGUUCACAAUGAAAUAGAUGGUCUUUUCAGAGACACUUGGGGUUUAGACAGAUUGCUUUCCAAACCAGAAACAAAAUCAUAUGCAUUUGAGUUACCACAGAUCCCUAAAGAAACUCAAUAUUUGAAGGUAUUCAUACCCUUUAGACCACCAAAGCAAAGAAAUUUUGUUUUACCUGCCGAUAUUGAAGGUGAAACGUUUAGUCAUGCUUUCGGUACUAAUGCUAAUUUGUUUGAAUCAUUUGUGAUACAGCGUAAGAUCAUGGGUCCUUGUUGGUUACAGAUUUCUGGAGGUGACUUUGAAUCGAUAAAGAAUUCCAGUCAUUGUCAAGUAGAAGUUUCCAUCGAAUCACCUAAACACAUUUCGCCAGCUCAGGAUCCUCCACCAGCACCAUGCUUAAAUGUUUCUUCUAUUGCUGUUCAAACGGUCUUAAAUAAUUCAUCCAACUCUCAAGAAGUUGUUGCUGUUUCCUUUGCUACUUACAAUAAUGUACCCCUCGAUGCCCCAAUUGAUGAGGACUUGAAACCCGAUGAAAAAAUUACUUUAGCAAGACCCGUUGGAUCUAUUGCUGCACCUCCUGGGUUACAGCAAUUGGCUGAAAAGCAGAAUGUUAAUCUUAGACUCCUUCCUAAUGAACGACUGCUUUUAAAUUGUUUAGCAGCCCUUGUGAAACGAGCAGAUCCUGAUGUUUUUAUUGGACAUCGAUUAGAGAAUUUUGCCCUUGAUGUUCUUGUUCAUCGAAUGUAUGAUUUAAAAGUUGGAUCUUGGUCAGUUUUCGGGCGUCGAUUGAGAAAGGCAUGGCCAGAUCGUUUUGGUAGAGCAACUGGGUUUAAUAAUAGUUUACAAAUUCGAGAAAUCUUCCAAGGAAGAUUACUCUGUGAUAUUGCAAAUGAAAUGGGUCAAUCAUUGACUCCUAAAUGUCAAUCUUGGGAUUUAGUGGAAAUGUAUGAUAUUGUUUGUAAUAGGAAACACCCUUCUUUGGAAAUUAAUUAUCAAGAACCAAAAUAUGCAGAAGAUGCAAGUUUCUUUAUGAUGGCAUUAUCAGAAAAUAGUACACAAGUGACUAUGAUGGCAUCCAUUGCAUUCAAUAUUCAAAUUUUAUCAUUAUCCAAGCAACUUACUAACAUUGCCGGUAAUGCUUGGUCUCAUACUUUAGGUGGUACCAGAGCAGGUAGAAAUGAGUACAUUCUUUUGCAUGAAUUCUAUAAUAAUAACUAUAUUGUACCUGAUAGGGAGGAUAAAUUCCACAAGAAUUCAAGUGUGCAACAGGCAGCUUCAAUGGAAGCUACGGAAACAGAUGCUACCACAGCUACAUCGAAUAAAAAACCUAAAUAUCAAGGUGGGUUAGUUUUUGAACCUGAAAAGGGAUUGCAUAAGAAUUUUAUACUUGUGAUGGAUUUUAAUUCUUUAUAUCCUUCUAUUAUUCAAGAAUUCAAUAUUUGUUUCACCACAAUUGAAAGAACUCAGUUCAAUAUAACUCAUGAUGAAGACCAUGAUAUGCCUCAAUUACCUGAAAGAGAUUUGAAUAUGGGUGUGUUACCCAAAUUGUUGAACUCUUUGGUUUCACGUCGUCGUGAAGUUAAAAAAUUAUUAAAGGCUCCAUCAUUGACUAACUUUGAAAGAGCACAAUUUGAUAUCAAACAACAAGCUUUGAAGUUGACAGCCAAUUCUAUGUAUGGAUGUUUGGGUUAUGUGAAUUCUCGGUUUUAUGCCAAACCUUUGGCAAUGUUGGUUACCAACAAGGGAAGAGAGAUUUUAAUGGAUACAAGGCAAUUGGCUGAAUCAAAUGGAUUACGUGUUGUUUAUGGUGAUACUGAUUCGGUCAUGAUUGACACCGGUGUACAAGAUUACAAGGAAGCGUUCAUGAUUGGAGAGAAAUUCAAAGUUCAAGUUAAUGAAAGAUAUCGAUUGUUAGAAAUUGAUAUCGAUAAUGUUUUCAAGAGACUUUUACUUCAUGCGAAGAAGAAAUAUGCUGCAAUGAACGCUAGCAUUAACAAGAAAACUGGCGAAGUUGAAGCUUCAUUGGAAGUUAAAGGUCUUGAUAUGAGAAGACGUGAAUAUUGUCAAUUAUCCAAAGAUAUUUCAACUUUUGUAUUGGAGAAAAUUUUAUCUGAUCUUGAUCCAGAACAGUCUCUUAGUGAAGUGUAUGAUUACUUGGAAGAAAUGAGCUUGAAGAUCAAGAAUAAUGAAAUUAAUAUCAACAAGUUUAGGAUCAAUACGCGUUUGUCUAAAGAUCCAAAGAAUUAUCCCAAUGGGAAAUCAAUGCCUCCUGUUCAGGUAGCCCUUCGGUUACGGGAACAAGGGAAAGUUGUUAAGGCAGGAAGUGUCAUCACCUAUGUUAUAACAGCUCCCCCAUCAGAGAGAAAUGACGAUAGUAAUAGCAUGGUUCAAUCACCUGCUGAAAGAGCAAGAGCUAUACAAGAAGUGGUCAAGCCAAAUUCUGGGUUCAAGCCUGAUGCAGCAUUCUAUUUAGAGAAGCAGAUCUUUGCACCAGUGGAAAGGUUAAUUGAACGUAUUGAAGGAGUUGAUAUGAUGAGGAUUGCUAGUGCCUUAGGAAUAGACACUAAACGGUAUGUGAAUAGAUUAAGAAACUCAGAGACAGUAGGAGGAGAAAUUGCACCAUUGGAAUCUGGAAUUUCAGAUGCUGAAAGAUUCAGACAAUCCAGUUAUUUUGUUAUUAAUUGUCCUUCUUGUGAGAAAGCCUUUAGAUUUGGGGGAAUUCUUGCUUCAAAGGAUUAUAAGGUUACUUUCAAUGGGAUUCAAUGUACUGAAUGUGAUCACAUGUUUAGCGUUCUUGAGAUCAAUUCUCAACUUGAGGUCACUCUUCGACAACACAUUUCCCUCUAUUACGCGGGGUGGCUAGUGUGUGAUGACUCUGCUUGUGGAAUUCAAACAAGACAAAUUUCAGUGUAUGGGAAACGAUGUCUUGGAAGUUCUGGUAAGGCUCAUGGAUGUAAAGGUAUUAUGAGAUACAAAUACAGUGAUAGAGCCUUAUAUAAUCAACUUUUAUAUUUCGAUGCGAUUUUUGAUGUUGAUAAGGCUAAACUGGGUCAAUUACGUCCUAUUUAUGAUCCAUUUGCGGCUAAUCCUCCCUCAAAAUUACCUGGAGGACAAAUUGAUGCUCUUGCUGAACAGAAUCGGAUUUAUUUUGGCUAUUCAAAAGAAGUGGUUCAAAAGUAUUUGGGAUCUUGUGGACGUAGGUACGUCAAUAUGGGUGCACUAUUCGAGUUUAUGAGUUGA
Lizanozyma spartinae is the source of this 4368-nucleotide messenger RNA. It is a transcript of the gene POL1, whose product is annotated as DNA-directed DNA polymerase alpha catalytic subunit. The record is from RefSeq and is a predicted model, not a curated record. Bases 1 to 4368 code for a protein of 1455 amino acids. Gene Ontology annotation, molecular function: DNA-directed DNA polymerase activity; pyrimidine nucleotide binding; single-stranded DNA binding. Gene Ontology annotation, cellular component: alpha DNA polymerase:primase complex. The transcript is spliced from 2 exons. Lineage: Eukaryota; Fungi; Ascomycota; Pichiomycetes; Serinales; Debaryomycetaceae. Gene Ontology annotation, biological process: DNA replication; mitotic DNA replication initiation; leading strand elongation.